GUGUUGUUUACAAACAGCGGCUGAGCUGAGCUAUCGGGUUCAAUUUCAAAUUCAUUUCAUCGCGGUUCUAUCUGUCCUGUGUUCUCCUGUUCUGUUAUUUUGGUUUACAAUACUCAAGAUUGUUAUAUUUUGUAUUCGCAAUACAUAACUUAAUCUCCCAAUUCCUCUCAAUUGCCUCAAACUAUGACUUUUGCACUCCGCGCCUUUUGGGUUGUCAGCCCAAAUGAAGAGACACCUGUAUUUGACAGAAUUUUCUCUACUGUCGAGUUGCGAGCAGCACAGACUGAGCGUUACCAAAAACUCUUUGAACCCAGAGAAUUUGUAAAAGCUGUUCUUAUUGAGACAGGAAUUCAAGAAUCUGAGGUUUUUGUGCAGAGCCGAGACAGUUGCGACAAAAAAUGCACUGUUCCUGCUUUCAAAAUUUCCUCCACUGGCCAAAUAUUGGAGCCUGUCGUCAUCCUGCAGCAUCGGGGGCUGCUUUUGUGCGCUCUUCCUCUGGCAGAGGACCAUGAGAGUUCUGUUUUGGAAGUGGCGCAAACUUUGGACUGCUUGCAUUUGAUAGCCGAAAGACUUUCUGGAGAUCUAAGUCAGAGAAACGAUCUAAGAAUUCAGCUGGCUAAGCUGAUGGCUGUCAACUUUCCUUUUGGAAGACCACAGACAGAAAGUGCUGUGCUGACUGAGAGGGUCAUUGCGUCCACUUUGAAGGAUAUGCAACAAGACAAAACAAAAGUUGCUAUUUGGAAUCCCGCUCCUAGCUCGAAAAAUAAAAACAAUUUUGUAGUUCACAUUACAGAGCAAAUACAUUCCAUUAAGAGGGACGAGGUCAUAGCAACAGGGGUGAUCCAUGUGACGACCAACGAAAUCUCGGAGAUGCAGCCAGAAGUCACCAUGACUAUUUUGCACCCAAAUCCACUCGACAUCAUUUCCUUGGCACCUCGCGCUAAAAUAGAAAACACUUCUGACAGCAGCACAACCAUCAAGUUUAAUCCGACGGCUGGGGUGAAAUUGGAGCUGGCACAUUAUCAGACCAUCUGUUUUGCUCCGGUAGAAUUCAUCAUAUCAGAACAAAAACUGAUUGUUCAGCCCUCUCGAGCAACUUUGCAGAGGCUGGAGCUCAGGAUUCCACUCGAAGGCAGAAAGUUUCAAAUUUCCUUGGGGACUGCUUUUGAAGAGGAUGGCGGUUGGCUCAAGUGGGACAUCCCAGUUGCGAAAAUAAAAUCAAAAAGCGCAGAGAUUGAGAUUUAUGCUGGUUUGCUUGGGGCAAGAAUGAUCAAGGCGGAGGUCUUUUUUAAAUUGAGUUCUGAUUUAUGCUGGAGUGGCCUCCGCAUAAACCAAGGUGUCAUUCUGAUUAACGAAAAAGCGGCGAAAAUUAAAUUCUUAACAGUUGCUGAAUCCAUUUCAGGCAGCUAUUUUAUUGCAUCUGCACAAUAAAAUAAAGACAAGGAUGGAUGUAAUCUCUGAUUGUGUGAUUGCAAUCAGUGUCGGAGGUCGGAGAGUGAUUGUGAAAAAAAUUUGCAAUUAAAAUUUGUUGUCAAAGUAACUUUUUUCAUAGGCAAAAUCAUACUUGUCGUUUGGAAGAACUUUUUGAAUUUUAAUUUACAAUAUAAAAUUGUAUAAAAUAAUAAUUUUAAUCAAUCUACUCUUUAUGGUUGAAAUUUGUGUAUGGUAUAUUAAUUUUAUCUCUCUUUUCACGUUUAUUUUUGUACAAAAUAAAUGUGCGGGCCAGGUUGGCCAACACAAAGGGAGAAUAAUAAUUAAAUUAAACUCCAGAAGAUUCUUUUAAUUCGUAUAUUGUAGUAAGGCGGUGUUGUACAUUCAGGAUGUGUUGGUAUUAGAAUCGGAAGUUGAAAUUCGAAUUGAACUGUAAAAACAUAAUACAAUCAGUACAAUGAAUUACAAACAUGUUAUUUGAGUAUUGGUAAUUUGAGUGGAGGCGCCGGCAUUGCUCGGCCGGCGAACAGUUUUAGGUUCGGCGUUUUGGGUUAAAUUCACUGGCGGGGCCGGUGAUUAUGCACUUAUUCACUGGGCGGGUCAUUUUGCCGUCAAGGGAAAUUGCACAGAAAGGUUCUUACCCCAUAAGUUUGGGUUCAGGCGAAGGUUUGUUGAGUGAGCGAUUGAGACGCGCGCUCCAUGGCUGGCUUGGGGCGCGAGAAUAAACGUGGUUGGGCGGGGCUCACAUUGCAUGGGAGUGCUGCAGGGUGCAGCACAGGGUGGUGGAGUGGUUUAGUCUUGACUAAACGAUUUGUAGUGGGCAGCGGGAAACCGCUGACCGCUACAUAGGCCCCCACUUGGAGACCGGAGGUCACUCUCAGUAUGUUUCUCUCGGUGAGGUGUCUCUUGGCGAGAAGGUGUCUCUUGGCGAGAAGGUGUCUCUUGGCGAGAAGUUGUCUCUUGGCGAGAAGGUCACUCUUGUAUAGGCUGGAGUGAACGAGGAAUUUGAGGCGUUGGACUUUUGCUGAGUCCAAAAACAGGAGAACUUGGAAGCUCUGUAUGUUGGUUGAUUCCAGCCGGGGGAACUUGGCGUGCUGGAAGGUCGUUGGUCCGAUCAGCUCUUUCAGGUGUGUCCGACAGGGUGUGUCCCCAAAGGUGACGAGAAAUAGCUAUGUCUCGUUUGCGCGGUGGGUUGCAGGUCACAUAUACUUGCCGUGUCGGUCCGAGUUUGAAGGCUCGUGUCGGCGUCGCUGAUGUAUGCUCUGAUUCAGACGAGAGUUCUGCAUAAAACUCGUGUGGAGCAAAAUUGUGAGUAGGUGCAGCGACAGUUUGGAAGCGCGGUGCAGUGUUGUCUGACGGCUUCUGAGGAGAGGUUCGAUCCUUGGUAAGUGUAGGUUCGAAGGACACUGGAAUGAUGUAAUGCUCGUUUAAGAGGUUUUCAGGACAAAUUGAUUUUGAAAGGUUUAUGCCCUGUGUUUGUGUUGCGUUUAUGAUAUUUACGCUGCUGUCCAAAGAUUUGGCCUUGGCGGUGGCCACGGUUGCUUGCAUGUGAGGAGGCGUGGCUGCUGACAGCAUUGGUGUUGGCGGUGUUGUGACGGCAUCAUGGCGAAAGCUCGUCGUUCGGCGGUCUGCCGAAUGUGUAUGUUAGUUCUGUCACUCGAUGGCUUGAUUUGUUGAAGGCGAUUCUGCGUUGAAGCAUCGCGUUCGGUAUCUUGUUCGGGGUCACCAUUUUGUGCGGGCCAGGUUGGCCAACACAAAGGGAGAAUAAUAAUUAAAUUAAACUCCAGAAGAUUCUUUUAAUUCGUAUAUUGUAGUAAGGCGGUGUUGUACAUUCAGGAUGUGUUGGUAUUAGAAUCGGAAGUUGAAAUUCGAAUUGAACUGUAAAAACAUAAUACAAUCAGUACAAUGAA
Messenger RNA from Neocloeon triangulifer, 3341 nucleotides. RefSeq lists its product as uncharacterized. NCBI's taxonomy places the organism in Eukaryota, Metazoa, Arthropoda, Insecta, Ephemeroptera, Baetidae. Gene Ontology annotation, cellular component: cytosol; lysosome; AP-type membrane coat adaptor complex. The coding region runs from base 184 to 1431 and encodes 415 amino acids. Gene Ontology annotation, biological process: endosomal transport. The record is from RefSeq and is a predicted model, not a curated record. The transcript has 9 exons.